This is a messenger RNA of Racocetra fulgida, 1051 nucleotides long. NCBI's taxonomy places the organism in Eukaryota, Fungi, Glomeromycota, Glomeromycetes, Diversisporales, Gigasporaceae. The record is from the annotation of a GenBank genome assembly.
CAUUAGUAUCCAAGAUAAUACUUAUCGCGAAUUAAAAAGAAUAACUAAUCCGGGCGAGGUUAGCCAAUUUAUUGAUAAAUUAAUUAGCCAAGAAAUAGCCAAAAAAAAGCAACGACUAAUUGAAGGCUAUAAAAGAGUAGCCAAAAGUAAAAAAAUCAAAAAAACCCGCCCUUCAUUAGUGGUAAGUAAUGAUAUCCAAAAUGAGUUUGACGAGCAGAUUAUUGUUUCGCCCUUAAGCACUGAAGACCUGGAUCAAGUGGAAGAAUUUGAAGUUUAUAUUGCUAAAACCGCUGAAAAUGGUUUAGAAAAAGAUAGCAAAAUUUUACUUAAUCGUCUACAAACUAUUGAUAAGAUGGUCCGCUUAAAGGUUGAGAAAGAUUUUAUCGGCUCGACUAGUCCGGAAAUAAUGCGACAGUUGGGAUUGAUCGCUGAUGUUGGCUCAAAAGGCGACACUAUUGAGGGGGGAUCAUUGUUGUUUGACCCGGUUUCAUUUGCGUUGGAUGAGUUGGUGGCAACGAGAGCAGGGGAGGAGGGGGGAUAUUGUUGGCAUGAGGCAUUUAUUUCUCAAAAAGGCGGAGUGGGAAAAAGCACUCUAUCUCGUGCCUUGGCAACUGAAGCCAGUAAAGCAAAGAUGAAAGUAUUAUUAGCAGAUUGCGACCCUCAACAAGGAACUAUGAUUAUUGAUGGACCCGCCCGGACUAGUAAAAGCACCUUAGAAAUUGCCACCAAGGCGAAUCUAAUAAUCCAGCCAACCGGUCCCAGCGUAGAUGAUUGUGAACCGGCUGUGAAAGAAUUUCAUGCCUUAAAAGAAGCCGGCAUCGAAAAAAAAAAAUUAUUGUUUGUCUUGAAUCAUUUAACUACCACUGGUGAGGAAAUAAAUGCCCGAGCAUAUUUAACUCAGGCUGGUUAUUCAGUGUUAAAUACUGGUUUAACUGAAAAGGCUUCUUAUCGGCAGGCACAAAACCAGGGUUUAGCGAUUACGGAAGUUAUUUAUGAGAAAUUAAAAAAGCAGGCUCAAAAAUUAAUCGAUGAGAUAUUGACUAAAUUAUAG